CGUAUUAGUGUCUAGUGUGCUAAUAUAAUUCAUAGUGUACUCAGGAAGUUUUAUUAUAUAAGAGGUUAACUUUUGGUUUUUCGUUUUUCCUAAUAAAAUACCUUCCACUUAGGACUUUAUAAUAACGUGGUAAUCGUAAUUUUACGCUGCAUUGGACACAGUGAAAAUGUCUAAAAACGUGUUGGUUGUGGGAAGUGGCGGCAGAGAGCAUGCGAUUGCAUGGAAGCUUUCUCAAAGUGAGAAGGUGAAAAGAAUUUAUGCUGCCCCAGGAAGUCAAGCCAUUCAACAGGUGGAUAAAGUGAAAAAUGUCAACCUAGAUAUUAGAAACUUCAAGGACAUUGUGAAAUUUUGCAAAGAUAGUCAAGUAUCACUGGUAGCAAUAGGCCCUGAAGACCCCUUGGCCACUGGUCUGGCUGAUGCUCUAACAGCUGAAAAGAUCAACACAUUUGGACCAGAGAAAAAUGCAGCACAAAUUGAAAGCAAUAAAGACUGGGCAAAGGCUUUCAUGGACAGACACAAUGUACCAACUGCUAGAUGGAAAUCUUUUAGCAGUCCUCAGGAGGCAAAGAAAUUCAUCAAUAAUGCCCCCUAUGCUGCCUUGGUGGUCAAAGCAAGUGGACUAGCUGCUGGGAAAGGGGUAGUUGUGGCUAAAAUACAAAUGAGGCGUGUGAUGCUAUUGAUGACAUGCUCACUGGCAAGAAAUUUGGAGCUGCUGGUGAUACAGUCGUUGUUGAAGAACUUUUACAAGGAGAAGAAGUCUCUGUGUUGGCGUUUUGUGAUGGAAAUACGGUUGUACCAAUGCUACCAGCACAGGAUCAUAAAAGAAUAUUUGAUAACGACCUUGGCCCAAACACGGGUGGAAUGGGCGCAUAUUGCCCAUGUCCAUUAUUAGACUCAGAACAGCUUAAAUAUGUCCAGAAAGAGGUACUGGAGAGGACUGUCCAGGGAUUUAAAAAGGAAAAUAUUAAGUUUGUAGGUGUAUUAUAUGCUGGUCUCAUGCUGACCAAAGAUGGACCCAAAGUACUAGAAUUCAAUUGUCGAUUUGGCGAUCCUGAGACUGAAGUGAUCCUACCAUUGCUUGCCUCGGACCUUUAUGAUAUUAUGACCGCAUGUUGUGAGGGAACCUUAAGUAGUCAAAGAAUUCAGUGGAAGGAAAAUUUGACAGCUGUUGGUGUUGUUAUCGCUUCCAGGGGUUAUCCAGAGACAUCUAGCAAAGGUUACAGGAAUAGAAAAGUAUCUGCCAUGCAUAAUCAUGUAGUAUUCCACUGUGGCACAGCAUUGAAAGAUGACAACAUAGUAACAAAUGGAGGCAGGGUCUUGAUAGCUGUAGCUCUAGCGCCUGAGCUAGUAAUUGCUGCAGCUAAGGCAACAAAUGCUUGUAAGGUUAUCAAUUUUGACGGUGCUCAAUACAGGAGGGAUAUUGCCCAUAAAGGAAUUGCGAAGUAA
Acanthoscelides obtectus is the source of this 1446-nucleotide messenger RNA. The record is from the annotation of a GenBank genome assembly. Lineage: Eukaryota; Metazoa; Arthropoda; Insecta; Coleoptera; Chrysomelidae.